AUGGCACGGAGAUCGUUGGCCCCAGCCCUGUGGGCACUCUUUCUCGUUCUCACAACGGGACUUCUGUGGCUCGGUUUCGUUUGGCAGAAUCCGCCUCGAAGUGUGCAUUUGCUCCCGUCCAAUGUGGAUGGACAAGCCGUGCAAAGCCAGGGCUGCGACAAUGCCGCUGUGCAGGGCGACUACCUGCUGGGGGUUGGAAAGGCAGAUAUUACUGGACCGGUUGCCGAGAUCAACUUGAUGGGCUACGCUGACACGGAUCAAGUGGGCAGUGGUGUCCGCCAACGCAUCUAUUGUCGGGCGUUCAUCGUAGGAAGCCUUUCCAGGGGUUCCUCACGGGUCGUCUACCUUGUCCUUGAUACCCAGUCCGGUGACACUGCUGUCCGUCAUGGCAUCUUGCAGAGGCUUAAGGAGUUGGGCCCAGAAUAUGCAAUGUACAACAAGAACAAUGUCGCAGUUACUGGGACCCAUAGUCACAGCGGGCCUGGGGCUUGGUUGAACUACUUGCUGCCACAAAUCACAAGUCUGGGCUUCCACAAGGAAAGCUACGAGGCAAUCGUCAAUGGCUCUGUGUUAGCCAUCCAGCGGGCACAUAAAAGCCUUACACAGGGCUAUCUCAGAUUUGGGCAACACCCCGUUGAAGGUACGAACAUAAACAGAAGUCCGUACGCUUACCUCCAGAAUCCGAAGAAGGAACGAGACAAAUACGCCGAUGACGUCGACAAAAACAUGACACUGCUGAAGUUCGAGAGGGCGUCUGAUGGUCAAACCCUAGGAGCACUGUCCUGGUUUCCAGUCCAUGGGACAUCUCUCUAUCAAAACAACACCCUCAUCGCCGGCGACAACAAGGGCGUUGCAGCAUACCUGUUGGAAGAGUACAUGAAAGUCAGGAACCCAUCCUUCGUCGCAGGCUUCUCUCAAGCAAAUGUCGGAGAUACUUCUCCCAAUACCCUAGGUGCAUUCUGCGAAGACACAGGUCUCCCGUGUGCAUUCAAGGAUAGCACAUGCGGAGGUCGAACCCAACCCUGCCACGGACGUGGUCCGAUGUCACAGAUAGAUGAUCAGGGAACCAAGUCCUGCUUUGAGAUCGGAAAACGUCAAAUGGCUGCAGCCAAAACCCUCCUAGAUGACCACAACCUAGAACGGAUACCGGCAUCAACCGUAUCCUUUUUCCAUACCUAUGCCAACCUCUCCUCGUUCAGCUUCACCUCAUUCCUAAACCAGUCUCGGACUCUCAAGACCUGCUCUGCUGCAUUGGGAUUCGGCUUCGCAGGCGGCACCACCGAUGGGCCCGGCCGCUUCGACUUCGCCCAGGGCACAAACGACACCAACGACUCUCCCGCGUUGAAAAAUCCGCUUUGGAGGCUCGCAAGAGGCGCAAUCCAUCCACCGACAGACGCGCAGAUAGCAUGCCAACGUCCAAAACCCAUCCUCCUUGACGUCGGUGAAGCCGAUGAUCCCUAUGCUUGGACGCCGAACAUCGUUGACAUUCAACUUCUCCGGAUUGGAGAGUUGAUCAUGAUAAUUUCCCCGGGGGAAGCAACUACCAUGUCCGGCCGCCGCUGGAAAGAGGCCCUCGCGUCUGCGGCUCCCUCAAUCCUGAAUGUCUCUUCGCCGAGACUUGUCCUCGGCGGGCCCGCAAACACCUACGCCCACUACAUCGCUACCGAAGAAGAAUACUCUGUGCAACGCUACGAAGGAGCAUCCACACUCUACGGCCCCCACACGUUGGAAGCAUACAUCAACCUCACAAUCACAUACCUCCCGUAUCUGGGCUCUGACGAUGAAACCUCCGGCCUAGACCACCUUCCUGCCGGUCCUAACCCGCCCAUAAAUGUGAAUCGCUCGUUGUCAUUCAUUCGGCCCGUGGUCGUCGACCACGCCGGCAUACUGCGCAAGUUCGGGGAUACGCUCUCUUCGCCCGACCCCGUGAAAUUAUUCCGUUCUGGGGAUGUCGUCAGCGCGAAAUUCGUGGCUGCAAACCCGCGCAAUAAUUUCCGUCUCGAAGGUACAUUCGCUGCCGUGGAGAAAUUCGAUGAGGGUCUCAAGGAGUGGGUUCAAGUCCGCUCGGACAGGGACUGGUUUCUGGUGUAUCGGUGGAAACGCACAUCGACGCCGCUGGGGACGAGUGAGGUGACUUUGGAAUGGGAAAUUGAACCGGGCACUGAGACGGGGAUGUACAGGUUCAAGUACUUCGGCGACAAGAAGGCAUUGACCGGCCAAAUUACGGGUUUUGAGGGGACGAGCGGUGUGUUCCAUGUUGUCGGCGAUUUAGACGCCUCGAGAACCUCACCUUUGGACGAACUUGUUCGCUCUUGA
Molecule: messenger RNA, 2316 nt
Organism: Cladophialophora psammophila CBS 110553
Lineage: Eukaryota; Fungi; Ascomycota; Eurotiomycetes; Chaetothyriales; Herpotrichiellaceae
Product: alkaline ceramidase
Exons: 2
Coding region: 1-2316 (771 amino acids)
Biological process (GO): long-chain fatty acid biosynthetic process; ceramide catabolic process; sphingosine biosynthetic process
Cellular component (GO): extracellular region
Molecular function (GO): N-acylsphingosine amidohydrolase activity
Source: RefSeq, a predicted model, not a curated record